This is a messenger RNA of Bacillus rossius redtenbacheri, 5204 nucleotides long. RefSeq names its product zinc finger protein OZF-like. Gene Ontology annotation, biological process: regulation of gene expression. Bases 1233 to 2633 code for a protein of 466 amino acids. NCBI's taxonomy places the organism in Eukaryota, Metazoa, Arthropoda, Insecta, Phasmatodea, Bacillidae. Gene Ontology annotation, cellular component: nucleus. The transcript is spliced from 6 exons. The record is from RefSeq and is a predicted model, not a curated record.
CGAGUGUGCUAUAAAAAUUGCGUAAUUUUGUAUUAGACCUUUCUUUUUUAGUGUAUAUUUUAGAUUGUGAUGUUUCCUUGCUGUAGUUGAACUUAUUUUCUAUUUGCAACCUGUUUUAUUAAUUUAUUCCUUUUCGUUUGGUUGUGAAUUGGGUUGUAUCUCAAUUAGCCUUUCUCCAAAAUUAUUUAUAAUUCACAUUAGUGAGAAACAAAUUAAUGUGGGCUUCUAAGUUUUUAUUGGGCUUUGAAUCAGUAGUCUACUAACUUAAAACGUACGUGUCUUGAGUCAAAAAGGGGAGAAUACACAUAUAUACGUAUAUCGUUAAAAUCAAGGGAUUGUGAAUCUGGAAUUUUACUGUAAGACGGUGUAUCUGACCUGCUAGCUGAGUGGCUUAUGACUGGUUAGGUUUAACCAACUGUGAUAUUGAAGUAUUUUUAGGAUUUUACAGUAUUUUAAAGUACACCUAACUUAACCAACCAUUAUUACAUGUACGAAAAUCUACCCUUCUGAGGAAAAAUAUUUGUAGUACGAGACAAGUGGAACGUUGUGCUACAAACAUUUCUGUGAAAGCGUGUUGCUAUACUUCAAGUAUUUUAUCAUUUUAAAGAUUUUUUAGGUUAGGUGCAGUGCACAUAUUGUAAAAUCAUGAGAACUGGUGUUUAAGUGCUGUUAGCUGCAUCAAAAAAACACUGUGAAAAGUGUAUAUAUUUGGUUGAGUUUGGCCGGGCACACACAGAAUGAGGUACAACAUGACUCGAUAUGACAUUCUGACUGACAGUAGUAGAUUUCCAGGUAUUUACAUAAAAUCAAGGCACACAGAAUCAAACGAGGCACAACGCCACAAAACUGUCGCAAUCAGACACGCGAUGACAACAUCAAAAGACUGCUCGAACUUCAUCGCGAGCAGACUGUCUGAUGGCUGCAGUGUUCUGCUAAUGUGCAGUUCACAGCACGAGACUCCUUUCUCUCGGUGGUCGUGACGUCGCCACCUGGCAGGCAGGAGUGGUCGGACCACACACACGACUAACUUGAAACGUUGUCUGUACGCACACUACUGUCCGGUCCGCACACGAACGCCGAUCGCCGAACUCCGCGAGUCGCACACGACUGCUUGCGCCGAGGGGUGAAGGCCAACUGGCGCGUCCUGGCAGGUGCCGUUAGGGCUCAAGUCGAUCUCCGCUCUCCAUGACAAUCGACCUACACCCGUUCGAGACACUUACCACCGACCACAAAUGCCGACCAGUGAGGCACCGAGGUGGCAUAACGACCUGUGCAAGCCACGGGAGCACCUGGGACGACGUCAAUAUAUAAAGGAAUACGUUGAUUAUAAAUCAUCUCCAAUGGAUUUCCCCGCUUCUCCAGAACAAUUAGUGUCUGUUUUCAUCAAACAAGAAAAGGAUGAUGCAGAACCAACUAGUGAAGGGGAGAGCAGUUUUAGAUCAAACAAUUUAGACGAAGAGAUUGUCGUGAAGGUGGAUCCAAGUACAUUCCAGAAUGGAGAAGUAGAAACAGAUACUGAUGAUGGUCAUGAUAGGAGGAUUACAAACAAUCUGCAAGGAUGGUGCUACCCAGCUGCAGACAGAGACCCCUUGCAGCAGGAGCGCUUCACGUGCAGGGUUUGUAAGUCGUCGUACGAGCGGAGGGAGACGCUCGACAUCCACAUGCUGACCCACCGGAAGCACCAGCGCUUCAGCUGCACCGAGUGCCGGGCCAGGUUCUCCCACAAGCGCUCCCUGGACAUCCACACGAGGAUCCACACCGGCGACAACCUGUUCCAGUGCUCCGUGUGCGACAAGAAGUUCUCCCAGCGGGGCAACCUGGAGAAGCACAUGGGGACGCACUCUGCGGAGAAGCCGUUCCAGUGCGCGCUCUGCGAGGCGAGGUUCGCGGAGAAGGGGACGCUGAGGAGGCACACGCGGACGCACACGGGCGAGAAGCCUUACGAGUGUCCGGUGUGCGGGAACAGGUUCUCGGAGCAGGGCUCCUUGAAGCGGCACAUCAGGAAGCACGUGGGAGACGCCCCCUACCCCUGCUCCCUGUGCAGCAAAGCCUUCAAGGACAGGAAGACCCAGAGGCUGCACAUGAGGAGGCACCUGGGGGACACGCCCUUCGACUGCACGGUGUGCGACAAGAAGUUCACGGAGAAGAGGUUCCUGGACAUCCACGCGACCUCGCACACGGGCGAGAGGCCGUUCCGCUGCGAGCUGUGCGAGAAGAGCUUCGCCCAGCGCUGCAAGCUGCUGCGCCACGCGAAGACGCACACUGGCGUGAAGCCGUUCCAGUGCGCGCUGUGCCCCGCCAGGUUCGCGGAGCGCCAGCACGUCAAGGUCCACGUGCGGACGCACACGGGCGAGAAGCCGUUCCGCUGCGAGCUGUGCGGCCUGCGGUACGCCUGCCGGCGGAACCUCGACAUGCACAUGCGCCUGCACACGGGGGACAAGCCCUUCGAGUGCGCGCUCUGCCGGGCCAGGUUCCCGGAGAAGACGUACCUCAGGACCCACAUGCAGGUGCACACGGGCGAGAAGCCGUACCCGUGCCGCGCGUGCGGCAAGAGCUUCUCGCAGCCGGGGAACCUCCGGAGACACGUUCGGGCGCACUCCGCGGGCGAGACCUCGCAGCAGGAGGUGUCGUGAGCAGACCUCGUGCCUCGUGCCGGGGCAGUACGCCGUGUCCAGUCCUGGGGAUGUGCACUGUGAUUUCAACGUGUUCAGCAACCUUGGAGGUUGUAUUGUUCACCUGGGGUUUAUGUGCACAUGUUAGUAAUUCUGGAAGGAUAACAGUUGGCAGUGCAUUAAAGUAUUCCAUUGUUAUGGUUACUGUGCAGUAAACAGUAGUGGUAAGUGUUUAGUGUUGAGAUUUCAAUAAUGGCAUCUUAUGGUUUUUCUUAUAUAGUAUACAUUUUUUUUUUUUUUCACGCCACCCAAUUGCUAGUAAUCUAUCUGGGUAUACUUUGAAAUCAAGUUAAUUCAGUUAUACUGUAGUAAUAAUCAAAAUUCUACUUAUUCAAACAUAAGCUAUAGCUGAAGCUAUUUUACCUCUUUCUAACCAUCCAGUCUUUCUCUUUGCAUUAUGUUUUUUUUUAGCCAUUUUUGGCCAACAUAUGAUCCAUUUUCUUUGUAUGUCGAUCCACAUCAAUUUUAGUAGUAUUGUAUGUUUUGUGAUACAUUUGACCCAUAUGUAAUGUGAUUUUACAUCCAAAAAUGCUGCAUAUUUUUUAUGCAUAGUGCAUUAAUUUGAUUAAAGAAAAUGUGAAUGUGUGUUUUGUAAUUCAAAGAUAUUUACAUAUGCAGAUAUUUUCUACAGCAUAUGGUUGGUUUUAUACUUUAGCAUUAGGCCUUUUCUACAAUGACAAGGAAGCUGUUACGAAUCAUGGUGUAUGGAUCACGUAAAAGGUAUCUACAAUUGCACGCAUAUGGAUGCAAAUAUUUAUAUUACACAUGAAACAAAGCUAGGAAUCUCCCAACUCUUCUGUUUUUGUUAAUUGUUUAGUUCCUGCAUUCAACUUUUUUUUUUUUACAUUAUAAAUACCUUCAUAUAAUAUUUUUUUACUGCAAGAAUAGCUGUACUCUACUAGUGUUCUAUAAUGAUGAUGUGGUGUGAAUUUAUUUAUAGUUGGAACUAAAUAAUUUCCUGACCUUUUUAUUUUAUUUUCUCUUUGGUUAUUGAAAUAUGGCUACCCAUUUUUGAUAUAUUAAAACGGUUAUUGUGAUGAGAAAAAUAUAACUUUAUUCAAUAUAAGAAGUUUUUCUGCCAAAUAAGUCUUAAUUAUUUUACAAUUAAUCUUUACAUAUAAUGUAAUUGAACUCUUCUUAAUUAGUCUAAAUUUUCAAGUUCCUUGUGAAAAUUCUUAACAUAGUUUCUGUAGAACUCAACAGGGUUGCGUUCUUGUACCUACCUCAAAAAUUUUUGUAAUAUGUCCGUGUUUCAUUUACAAAUCGGUUGAAAUUUUUUUAUUGCAAAAACUUUUCUUUGUUUUUUAAUGUUGCACAUUCAUUUAUCUUAAAUUGCACUAAUAUGUUAGCUAACGAACUUUGAUGAUAUCAACAUACGCUGGCAACUUUGUUAAUGUUGUGUUGGUCACUAACAAUCUCAUAUUGGUUGCCAUUUGUUACAUCUCCAUGCUCUAUGAAAUCAGUAGACUGAUGGCGAAACGUAAAUGUCUUGCGCUUUGUGAUUCUUUUCUGUGUAAUUUCAUGUUUUUGGUCAUUCGGGAACGGGUAUUAGCAGUGUCAUCUAAAGUGAGCUGUUGUCAGCCAUUGGGCAUCAAAUCAGUGUAUGCAUGUUGUGUACUUUAUAUGUGUGUGUAUACACUGCUUGGGAUAUAGAAAAUGUGGACAGCCUACACACAUUAUAAUGGAAUGUUUAAGAGGCUCAGCAGAGCUUUAGAACAUCUUGCAUACAUGAAAAAAGUAACUAUUUUUACUUUUUGUUGACUUAAUAAGUCAUGGAAAUGCUAGUGAUACAGAUUGUGUUUAACUUGAGCUAUAUGAGUUAACAUAUUUGGCUUAUGUAAGAUUCCAUUUCAGCAUUUCCUUUCACUGCAAGACAUAAAUUCUGAUUGUGAUUGACAGUUCAAUUGGUGCUAAACAAAACCAGCCACCCCAAGGCAAACAGUUAGUAUUGAACAGCUUUUCUUAGGUCUCUGUGAACCUAAUUAGGUGUAAACCAGAUAGAGAACAUGUUCAUUUGCAACACCACUCACACCGUCAAGCUAUGUAUAACAGAGGUAAUUUACAGACAGUUUAAGAGCAGAUUGAAACUUCUUGUAAGUUGUUACAAACUUCUGGUUGAAAAGGAAUCUAAGCACCAAUUACGUUGUUCUAGGUAUCAUAUGGGUGUAUCAGAGGUGGGGCUUUAAUAAUGCAUAUUAAGCAGUUUUGUUUUAGUACAUGUAUACUUACUGCAGUGAAUCAAGUAAAUUGGUAAAAUUAUGUGGUUUUUAUGUUCAGUCAAGAAUCUCUACUGGUAUAAUCUUCACUCUUAGCUUCCAUUCACUUUUGUUCUAAAUAAAUAUGGUCCAGAAUUACAAGUUAAAUGUUAAUUGAAAUAAAAUGUAACUUUGGUAUGAGAGUUAAAACUGCCAUUUUGUUAUAUUGGCAUUAAGAAUUAUUUUAUUCAUGUGUGUUGUACUCUGUGCUUUUUUUCUAUAGAAGUACAUAAAUGGUAUUUGUAAAAAUAAAGUAUUCUCUUCUAAUCUACUUAAA